CAAACAAGAGAUUGAAAAUUUCUGGAGCAAGAGAGAGAGAUGGAGGUGAAGAAAGCAGGGGCGUCGUUGGAUUCGGUGAUCUCAGGGUUCAACCGUCGGAUCGCGGAGCUUCAAGAUCUCGUUAUUGCGCGAAACAUGUAUCCGGCGAGCAGCGUCACCGAUUUGUCGGCCGUUGACGCCGCAGUGAAGGCCAUGGAGCUUCAGGUUCAGGCCAUCAAGGACCGCCUACGCGACGAAACCCUAGCCAUCGCCAAAGCCAAAAAACUCAUCGAUGCGGCGGUGAAGCAGCAAAAGAAAUUGCAGGACCUGUCAAUUUAUGUGCCCUCACAUAUUCCUGAAAGAAUGUCUAUGUUGGGUUUGGAUACUAAUAGAUGUUUAUUCCCAGAAGGCUCUCAACAAAACACCGGUUUCGGGUCGUUGAAGCUAGAGGAGGUGCCUGCAGCACUACCUAAGGAGAAAAAGGGUCGUUCCACUCCACCACUGUGGUUCAUAACUGCUGAAGAGCUGGAUUCCCUGUCAGGGUACAUGAGAGGAAGGCUUACUGUAGAAAAGAUUAAUGCAGCUAUUAAUGACAUGGCAACAUAUGCUGAAGCAAAUUCUCAGCUUAUAUCUGCCCCAAAGAAGAGGGUGGCAGGCGAUAGUUGGGAAAAGGCCCUGGUAAGUGAAGUUAUAGGCUUUCAAUUUUCUGGGGUUCCAUUGGUGGCCAAUUGGGCCCAUGGGUUACAAAGUUUUAGAUAGUUCUCUCUCAUCAUAUAAGCCUCUCUAUCCUUGGAGGUGGGAAUUGAUCCCAGGUUAAAAGGGCAUGCUUACUUCACUUUUCUCAGGAUUGAAGGCAGGCCACCUCAUAUUGUGUUGCUUACUGUGCACUCUUUGAAAUACAUGUAAAAAAGAAUUAGAGAGAAAUAGCAAUAUCCCUUCCUCUGUUCCGUUCCAACACCAUU
Molecule: messenger RNA, 941 nt
Organism: Prunus avium (sweet cherry)
Lineage: Eukaryota; Viridiplantae; Streptophyta; Magnoliopsida; Rosales; Rosaceae
Product: SKA complex subunit 1 homolog
Biological process (GO): mitotic cell cycle; regulation of microtubule polymerization or depolymerization; chromosome segregation
Cellular component (GO): outer kinetochore; spindle microtubule; mitotic spindle
Molecular function (GO): microtubule binding
Source: RefSeq, a predicted model, not a curated record